Messenger RNA from Medicago truncatula (barrel medic), 3353 nucleotides. Its product is annotated as FT-interacting protein 7. Bases 174 to 3203 code for a protein of 1009 amino acids. The record is from RefSeq and is a predicted model, not a curated record. The transcript has 2 exons. Lineage: Eukaryota; Viridiplantae; Streptophyta; Magnoliopsida; Fabales; Fabaceae.
CAUAACAUUCACAUUCAUUCAUUCUUUCACUUCUAACAGAACAUAAACAAACUCUUACACUUAUUGUUCAUUCAUUCAACAAUAACCUCAAAAAACCGUUGCUGUUCUGUUUCUCAAUUGUUACCUCUUCUCAUUAAUAAAAACACUUCAAAGCUCAAUCAAAUAAUUCAUCAAUGACUACGACGGAAGUAGUUUCUGUAAGGAAACUAAUCGUCGAAGUCAUCAAUGCAAAGAAUCUAAUGCCCAAAGACGGUCAAGGAACAGCGAGCGCUUAUGCGAUCGUUGAUUUCGAUGGUCAAAGAAAGCGAACAAAAACAAAAUCAAGAGAUUUGAAUCCUCAAUGGGACGAGAAACUCGAGUUUUUAGUCCUCGACCAAGAGUCGAUGACCUCUGAGACGAUGGAGAUCAAUCUUUACAACGACAAAAAAACAACUGGGAAGAGAAGUACUUUUUUAGGAAAAGUUAAAAUCUCUGGAAGCACGUUUGUGAAAAGCGGUGAAGAAGUGAUUGUUUACUAUCCGUUAGAAAAAAGGAGCGUUUUCUCUCAGAUUAAAGGUGAACUUGGUUUGAAAAUUUCUUACGUGGAUGAAAUUUUACCUGUUACCGAUUCAGCCGGUGAUGACAAGAAAGAAGAGAAAGUUGAAGAGAAGUCACCGGUAACCGAAUCAGCCGGUGAUGGUGAGAAAAAAGAAGAGAAUCCACCGGUUACCGAUUCAGCCGGUGAUGAGAAGAAAAAAGAAGAAAAUACAAAAGAAGAGGAAAAACCAAAAGAAGAAACUCCAGCAGAGAAAACUCCGGCUCCGGGAAAUCCACCGGAGAAUCCACCGGCAACUCCGCCGGCACCGGAGGUUGUUAAUCCACCGGUAGCUGAAACGAAGGAUGUGAAAAUCAAAGAGAAACAAUAUGAAAUUGUUCAGAAACGUGCUGAUGUGAUCAAUGUGAGUGAUCACGAGCUUCGAUCUCUGAGUAGAGAUCGAAGCAGAAGUGUGGCAUACGAUCUAGUUGAUCGAAUGCCAUUUCUAUAUGUUCGCGUUGUUAAAGCGAAGCGAUGUGAAUCAAAAUCUGAAUCUGUGAAGCUUUUUUCAAAGCUUGUGAUUGGAACUCAUAGUGUGAGAACAAAGAGUGAAAAUGAAGGUAAAGAUUGGGAUCAGGUUUUUGCUUUUGAUAAAGAAGGACUUAAUUCAACUUCUUUAGAAGUUUCCGUUUGGUCCGAAUCAGAAUCAGAAUCAGAAAACAAAGAGAAACAAAUAACGGAGAUUUCACUCGGAACGGUGUCGUUUGAUUUGCAAGAAGUUCCGAAGAGAGUUCCACCGGAUAGUCCAUUAGCACCGCAAUGGUAUACGCUUGAAUCGGAGAAUUCACCGGGAAAUGACGUCAUGAUUGCGGUAUGGAUUGGAACUCAAGCAGAUGAAGCUUUCCAGGAGUCGUGGCAGUCGGAUUCCGGUGGUUUGAUACCGGAGACACGAGCAAAAGUUUAUCUUUCUCCGAAGUUGUGGUAUUUGAGAUUAACGGUUAUCCAAACCCAGGAUUUACAACUGGGUUUGGCUGGUUCGGGCUCCGAACAUAAGGUUCGGAGUCCUGAGCUUUUUGUUAAGGCUCAGCUUGGUGCUCAGGUUUUUAAAACCGGUCGGACCGGUUUAGUCAGCUCAGGUAAUCCGACAUGGAAUGAAGAUUUGGUUUUUGUGGCUUCUGAGCCGUUUGAACCGUUUCUAGUUAUUACAUUGGAAGAUGUUUCAAAUUCAAGAUCAAUUGGGAAAACGAAGAUCCAUGUGGCGUCGAUGGAGAGGAGAUUAGAUGAUCGGACGGAUGUGAAAUCGAGAUGGUUUAAUCUUUGUGGUUCAGAGGAAAAUCUUUCUUACACAGGUAGGAUACAUAUUCGUGCUUGUUUAGAAGGUGGAUAUCAUGUGAUAGAUGAAGCAGCUCAUGUGACCAGCGAUGUUCGUGCUUCUGCGAAGCAGUUAAUGAAGCCUCCAAUUGGUUUACUUGAAGUUGGGAUUCGUGGAGCAACGAAUCUUCUUCCGGUGAAAACCAAAGAUGGGACACGUGGAACAACUGAUGCUUAUGUGGUGGCGAAAUAUGGUCCAAAAUGGGUUCGAACCAGGACUAUUGUAGACCGGUUUAACCCGAGAUGGAAUGAGCAAUACACAUGGGAUGUUUAUGAUCCUUGCACGGUUCUCACAAUUGGAGUUUUCGACAAUGGAAGGUUUCAGAAAGAUGCUAGAGAUGUUAGAAUGGGGAAAAUUCGUGUGCGGUUGUCUACACUAGACACUAACCGUGUUUACGUUAAUUCUUAUUCGUUGAUUGUUUUAUUGCCAGGCGGUGCGAGGAGAAUGGGUGAGAUUGAAAUUGCGGUUAGAUUUUCAUGUUCUUCAUGGUUGAGUUUAAUGCAGGCUUAUACAAGUCCAAUUCUACCAAGAAUGCAUUAUGUUAAACCAUUCGGCCCGGGUCAACAAGAUGUGUUGAGACAAACCGCUAUGAAGAUAGUAACCGCUCGUUUAGCCCGGUCCGAACCGGCUUUGGGUUCUGAAGUGGUUCAGUUCAUGCUUGAUUCUGAUACUCAUGUGUGGAGCAUGAGGAAAAGUAAAGCGAAUUGGUUUAGAUUAGUUGGAUUUUUGUCACGUGCGACGACUGUGUUUUAUUGGUUAGAUGGAAUUCGCACAUGGGUGAAUCCUGCAACAACGGUUUUAGUUCACGCACUUCUCAUAGCAAUUGUGUUCUGUCCUUAUUUGAUUCUACCAACAGUGUUCAUGUAUGCUUUCUUGAUUUUGAUUUUGAGGUUUAGGAACAGAAUGAGGGUGCCAAAGAACAUGGAUCCGAGGAUGUCCUACGUGGACAUGGUAAGUUUGGAUGAACUUGACGAAGAGUUUGAUGGGUUUCCAACAAUGAGGUCUGUGGAAGUGGUUCGAAUCAGGUACGACAGGGUGCGUGCUCUUGCGGGGAGGGCACAAAGUUUGAUUGGCGACGUUGCAGCACAGGGUGAGAGAUUGGAAGCUUUGUUUAGUUGGAGAGACCCACGUGCUACAGCGAUGUUUGCGGUGUUCUGUUUGGUAAUGUCUUUGGUUUUCUAUGCUGUGCCGUUUAAAGGGUUUGUGCUUUUGGCCGGGUUUUAUUAUCUGAGGCAUCCAAGGUUUCGGGGUGACAUGCCGACUGUUUUCGUGAACUUCUUUCGGAGACUUCCGUCAUUUUCUGAUCAGAUCAUGUAAUCAAGAUAUGUAGCUUAUUACUUUAAUCACUUAUUAGUAGUUUAAUUAGUUCUUAAGGUGGCACUGUUUUUUUAAUGGUGUUUGUUUAUGUUAUGCUAUGAGAAGUGUUAUUUCAUUUAUUAAUUCAUUUAUUUAAUAUGAUUUGAGCUA